CAUGCUCCACGACACCUCGACACGCCCUUGGACGCCAACUGGCCAACUCGCCGAUCCACUCAACUGUCAUUGCGUCAGUCACUAAUCACUUCUUCAAGUGUCCACACGGAAACCGAGUGCUUGACACACCAACAUGGUGGCACAUUUUGGCAGCUUGUCCCUUUCAAGCGCACGAUGGCGAAGUGUGUCCGAGUUGCUUGUGCUGGCCACGGAUCAACUUCACUCACAUGCUCUCUCUUUGUCAUUAGGCCCAGUCACACAUCUUCCUUCCUCUCUCUCUCUCUCCCUAUGACACACCUCCCCACCUCGUUAGGCGGCUACGGGGCGAGGGGGGUGGGAGAGGGUGGGACUAGAGGCGCGGAUUAG
Molecule: messenger RNA, 366 nt
Organism: Protopolystoma xenopodis
Lineage: Eukaryota; Metazoa; Platyhelminthes; Monogenea; Polystomatidea; Polystomatidae
Source: the annotation of a GenBank genome assembly